GUAUAAAAACAUAGUCAUUCGUUUGCUACGAACACCGGAAUAUAAAUAUCGUGGCUUAAGUUCUGUUUUGGUUUCCGGUUCGUUGAACCUCGCCAAGGGUCGUCUGACCAAGCUUGAGAAAAUAUUAGUCGCAGCUCAGUCGCCAUAUGAUUAUAGAGCAUGCUACUGUAAUUUCAUUUUCUAUCAGUGCUGCGAACGUUUAUCAAAAUUUUAUAUUUUUUUUCAUUUGCAUGGACCGAGUUGGAUCGAUAGCUUUAUCGAUCGAUGAAAAUAUAAAUCAGGUGAUGCACGCUAGAUGUCAGUCUACAUUUACAAAUUACGACGGUCUGCCAUACACUAUGUAGAUUAUCAAUUUUAUAAAUUGAACAUUUCGUUGUCAACAGAUUAUCAUUUUAAUAAAGUCCAUCAUUGAAUACAAGCGCGGUAUUCGCCGAAAUAGAAAAACCAAGCUUCUGUAUUUAUUUGAUCCGUUUCCGUUUGAUCACUACGAUGUCAGUGCUGGUAAGCCAAUAUUGCUGCAGGCAAGAAUUUCAAUUAGGCCACGGGAAUAGGCGGCCGUACAUGUGGAGAAAAAGGAAGCAUAGAACCAAUUUUAUAUUAUAUACUUACUCUAAAAUCAAGUUCCAGUGAUAACGAGGGAAAUUAGGUAUCAAAAUUGAAGUUCGACCAUCCCCAAGUUCCAUUUAAAAACCACUUAAAUCUAUCAGGUUUUUCUGUCGCCCCUCGGAAAAAGAGGAAGAAUGGACAAAGAUGGAGGCAUGAUGGUAGGGGAGAGAGAGAAAGAAGCAUGGAGUCGUAUCAGCAUGGUCAACGACCAACCGUUGGCGAUCAAAUCCCACAGACUGUGGCGCAUUAUCCCAGGCUACGCGCACCGAGAGAAUAAUUAUGGGCUUGCGCAGAUCGCUCGUCGGGGGUGGAGGGUGGGUGGCUAAGGAGAAAUAAAGCCCCGAGCCCAGCCGGUGAAUGCGGUCACGGAUAGCAAAAUUUCUCUCGGCUUGUUUAGUUCUUCCGGAAGUCAAGGAACACCCCGUCUGAACGCGAGCAAUUUGCCUUACUGUUUCGGUAAGCUUUGACACGCUGGAACAUCAGCAGCCGCUCGUGACGUUUUCCUGGAUGCUGAGGCAUGCGCCCUAAAAACUUCGGGAUUGAUGUAUUGCAGAGCGCAGAUCUGCAUUUAUUACCUGCUGUGGACAGUGACACUGAGUCUAAAAUUUACCCUACAACAAGAAAUUACUACUGUACAAAGUUGGGACUGCCCUGCAGAAUGUAUUUGUCUUUCUCCAAAACAGGUACUCUGCAAUACGGGUGGGUUAACAGAUAUUCCCACCAAGCAGCUGCCUCCAACGGUGGAAGAGCUCUCCUUAACGAAAAACAACUUCCCAAUAAUAAAAGGCGAUGCAUUUGCCGGUUUGAAGGUUCUGCAAAACCUGACCAUGGAUGGUAACAAUAUCUCGACGAUAAAGCCAUUCGCAUUUCGGGGUCUGAACAAGCUACGCAAACUCUCCAUUCAGUAUACACCUCUGCCGUACAUACAGGAGUUCUCGUUUGCUGCCCUGCAGAACGUAUCGGUAUUGAUAUUGGCAAAUAAUAAAAUUCGGUACAUAGAGGGCUACUCGUUCGCAGGGACGUCGAACAUAGGAGCAAUUCUGUUGAGCAACAACCCGUUACUGAGGAUCCAAAGCCACGCGUUCUCAGGCUUGACGAACGUGGUCUAUUUGAGUUUUCCAGCGGGUAUUCGGAUUAUCGAGAAGGAUGCGUUCGACGGUCUUCAGAAUGUUAAUAUGCUCAAGCUAACUUACAUGGACUUGUCUUCUCUUCAAUCGUACACCUUUCGCGGUCUUUCUUAUGUCCAUUCGUUGAACAUACACGAAAGCGACUUGGGGAUCGUCGAGAAAGACGCCUUCACCGGCCUAACUUAUGUCGGUCAACUGAAUAUACUGAAAAACAAAAUUGAUCUGAUCGAAAGACUGUUCUUGAGAUAUGAGAAUAACAUUAAUUUAUUUCGAUUUCACGGGAAUCACGUGCUGGAGGCACCGCGCCACUCUAAAGAUAUCAACCUUGAAGUGAACUCGAUCAGCGCCAUCGACAAUCACUUCCCUUGCGAUUGUCAAGCCCAUAACGUGCUUGAGAGUGAUUUUGUGAAUGGCACUGCUACCGAGUUCCAAAAAAAGAACUACUGUAUUUCACCGAUCGAGUACAAUGGGAAACCAAUGAAUUUCGUGGAUUUCGACCUGAUCGCCAGGUGCCAUGAUAACGUUAUGCAAGAUAACCUGGGCUCGGGUGUCGUCGGGAUCUUCACAUUGCCGACCACUCUCUUCUUUGUUCUUUUGUUCUCAAUGAAUCUCUUCCAAUGAGUCUGAAUCAAUUCUACAAUUUUACUUACAACGUAUUGUUGAGACUUAGUUCUCAGUUGCCAAAAGUAACUUUACAAAAUUGUCGUUCGUUUGUACAGAUUUCGAUUUUUGUGAAUUAUGAACGGUCUUUGUACUCGAGGGAACUAUUUCCAAUUAUCUAAUUUAAGUAUUUUCCAUUUAGGCAAUUUUUGAAAGUAUAAGAAAGUUUUACAUAGAUCAAUUUAAUAUGAGCUGUUACGGUUAAAUUAUUCUAUAUAGAACAAAUAAUUUUGCAUGAUACGAAUGUGCAAAUUGAUAUUUUGUUUCACGUAAAACGAAAAAAACAGUGACUGUGCGAACAGUUGAUCACGGAAUUGUAUUGUUUAAAUAACGAUUCACUAAUCUUGUUCAUCCGAUGAUUUGAAGAAGUAAACUUUACAUGAAUUAUUGUUAUUGUAUUUCUGCUUUAUAAAACAAUUAUCAAGAACUCUUUCAGACAUUCACUGUAAUCAAUUAUUGUAACUCGCACAAUUUUAAGCAUGCGACUAUGAGCUUUAAACUGAUCUGUAUAACUGGAUCAGCCAAACUGCAUCCAUUUUGGAUUUAUUCUGUAAAUUAGAGGUGAUUGCAAGUGAGUGAUCAGCUCACGUUUGCCACCUCAUAUAACGUUAACCCUUUGUUUUGUUCGUUCCUCUCUUUCCAUUUAAAUAAUUAUGAAACUAAUUCUACUCUUUAAAGACAUUUCAUUUUAAUACUUGUAGAAUAUAUUUAUUUUUAUAAAUAUUUAUUAAAUUCUUUAGUUUUAUACGCGUUACCAUAUAUAGAUGAGUGAAAUAUCUCCAUUUGUAUUGCAAUGCAUAAAACAAAGGGUUGACCACAAGAUUCGAGCAAAUAAAUCUCGUCGAUGAUGAAAGUAUAUAGGAAUUAAGGAUUAAAUAAGUUAAACUUAUAAAGAUCCUUCGUUAAAGGAUUGAAAUUCGCGGAAUUUGGAGCGGACAAAUAGCGGUGACUUAUGCUUGAUCUUAGGAAGAGUUAACUUCUUGCUAUAAAGAAUUAAUUAAAUUAUAAAACCAUGGCACUUCUUUCUACAAUUAUAGUCCAAUAAAUUAAGACAUUUGCAUCUUAUAUAUUCACCUCGCUAUAAAUAUAAUUAGAAGAAUCAAUCUCUAUUUCGUUACAUUAUUCUAAACUAUUGAUUUUUGUUAUCUAUUCUAUUUAUAGAAAUUUGUUAUCUGGGAGUUAAUUCAUCCUAAGGUUGUUCUACGUGCGCGUAGUCUUCCUUGCAUAAACAAAUCACUUUCGUAUAGUCAAAUUUGUGACACGUACCGGUGUACCCUAGGUCUAGUAGGUACUUUAGAGAAUUUCUUUGCGAAUCAUAAGCAGUAGCUUGGAUUCCGGGAACAAUUAUUGUCUUCGUUUAAAAUAUUUUCAUACUCCUGCUACAAUUCAUUUUUCGACCUAAAUUUACAACAUAACUUCUCCCCGAUAUUGUACACACCUAAACGUUUUGCGGGCAGUAUUCAAUAACUUUCUAAAUUUUUGCUCCAAAGCUUUCAAGUAUUCGUAUCACUGGGCUAGAAUUACAUUUGUGGAACGUCUCGUUGUUAUUUCUUUGGAGAUCGAUCGUUUGAAGUGGGGUAAACGAACACUACACUUUUAAUUAUGGAAAGAAUAGGGAUAAAAGGGAAAUGUUUUUCCCCUUGUCAUUUAUAAUGUAAAAUCUGCGUGGCCUUCGGUCAGCAUAGUAACCGAGGACCAAACUAGCUUAUAUUUUUUACCAACAUCUAACACGUAACGUAUAACAAAAAACAAUAAUUAGAAACUGUAACCUUUUAUUGUAGUUAGAACAGUCUGUCAUUUAAUAAACAAUAAAGAGCGAGUUACGUGUAUCAUUCAAAAGAGCAAGUAAAUAUUAAAGUAUGAAGAAAAAAAAAAUGAAAUCUGUAACAAUGCACCCUUUUUAUUACAAGAAGAGCACACAUCAUUUUUAUACUAGUCUUAUUUAAUCAUACGCAAAUAUUAAUGUAGGGGAACUGUCUUUGGUGGAGGUGCUUUUGAAAAUUCCCCCACGGUUUCCAUGUACUCGUUAUGAAACCUGUAUGGGACAAUCUCCCAAGCCAUCCUGGAUUCCAUAUCUACCGGUGUAAUGCCCAAGUCCUCUAACGUAGGUAAAUCCGGGUAUACUACAUCAGUGGCAUGAUACUGUAAAAGAUGAAUAAAAUGUUAUUUAUUU
This is a messenger RNA of Nomia melanderi (Alkali bee), 4566 nucleotides long. RefSeq lists its product as uncharacterized. Gene Ontology annotation, molecular function: protein binding. The record is from RefSeq and is a predicted model, not a curated record. NCBI's taxonomy places the organism in Eukaryota, Metazoa, Arthropoda, Insecta, Hymenoptera, Halictidae.